AUGUCUAAAGUGGGCGCCAACCGACACAGCCAGUUCCGCGGCAAAGCAACAGCGGCGGCUAAAACGCGCAAUAAAGUCGUGAAUAAUAAUGGUGGUAACGAUAGCGGAAAUGGUAGUGUUAAUUGUAAUGGUAAUGGUAAUCAUAUCAGUAAUGGCAAUAGUAAUGACAAUGGUAAUGGUAAUGUUAAAGAUAACGAUAAUGGCAAUGGUAAUAACAAUAAUAGCAGUGCUAAUGUUAAUGGUACUGGUAAUGGUAAAGGUAGUGAAAGCCUAAAUGAUAAUGCUAAUAGCUCUACAAAUGACUAUUGGUAUUGGAAUUGUCAUGGCAAUGAUAAUGGCGAUUCGAAUUCUAAUGCUAAUAAUUUAAACUCUCAAAAGCAUAAUAUUUGGCAGCCUAAGUUGAUGAAUGCUCUCGAAUUUUGCUUACUUCCUAUAAGUUAUCAAUUAUUUUAG
Molecule: messenger RNA, 453 nt
Organism: Rhagoletis pomonella (apple maggot)
Lineage: Eukaryota; Metazoa; Arthropoda; Insecta; Diptera; Tephritidae
Product: aspartate and glycine-rich protein-like
Exons: 2
Coding region: 1-453 (150 amino acids)
Source: RefSeq, a predicted model, not a curated record